AUUCUCCGACUGACACUCCAGGACGGCGACGACUCAACGUCAGCGCUGCUCCAUUAAUAUUCCAAAGCCAGGCGUCCGAUUGGAGCAACUGCAGCACGACCUCAUUAAUAUUCAUGAGCCUCGCCAUCGCCGUACUAGGAUCGGUAAUUUGGGCGCAUGCAGGCGUAAUGCGGAGAUCCCGGCUGGAGUCUGCGGUCUGAUCCUGAUCCGGAGCUCCACACGCCGGCCUGAGCUUCAGUGUGCGCCCGCCGGUCAGCCCGGAGCCCCGGAGCAGCAGGAGCCGGAGCCGCCGAACAUGCGCUGAUCCCGGCGGCGGAGAGACGGCGAGCUGCCCUGCAGAUCCUCCACAGGCUGUUCCCCAACACCCAGAGCCCAGAUGGAGACGCUACUGGUUUAUCUGAUGGUUGUGGUAAUGGCGUUAAAAGCCCAGAAGAUCCAAGUAUGUCCGAAGCGGUGCAUCUGCCAGGUUCUGCCGCCGAAUCUGGCCACGCUGUGUGAUAAGAAAGGUCUUCUGUUCGUCCCGCCGAACAUCGACAGACGUACUGUGGAGCUCCGGCUGGGCGAUAACUUCAUCACAGGCAUCAAACGCAAAGAUUUCGCCAACAUGACCAAACUGGUGGACCUGACGCUUUCCAGGAACACGAUCGGCUCGGUCGCACCGCACGCUUUUAACGACCUGGAGAACCUGCGGGCGCUCCAUUUGGAUAGUAAUCGAUUGACUCACAUAACGAACGAUACGUUUAGCGGAAUGUCCAAGCUGCACCAUCUGAUCCUCAACAACAACCAGCUGACGUACAUCCACAUCGGAGCGUUCAACGACCUCCUGGCUCUGGAAGAACUGGAUUUGUCGUAUAAUAAUCUGGAAGGCGCACCAUGGAUCGCUAUACAGCUGAUGAUUAGCUUGCACACGCUAAACCUGGAUCACAAUAUGAUCAACUACAUCCCCGAGGGAACGUUCUCCGGUUUGCAGAAGCUGAAGCGGCUGGACGUGACCUCCAAUAAGCUGCACAAGCUGCCGCCGGAUCCGGUUUUCCAGCGUGCGGGCGUUCUGGCCACCUCGGGGGUUCUGGGCGCCUCGACCUUCGCUCUGAGUUUCGGGGGUAACCCUCUGCACUGUAACUGCGAGCUGCUGUGGCUGCGGCGACUGCGGCGUGAGGACGAUCUGGAGACCUGCGCGGCACCACAACAUCUUGCCGGACGAUACUUCUGGACCGUCUCUGAGGAGGAGUUCCUGUGUGAGCCGCCGCUCAUCACUCGACACUCACAGGAGAUGCGUGCGCUGGAGGGCCAGCAGGUGUCUCUGCGCUGUAAGGCCCGCGGGGACCCAGACCCCAUCAUACACUGGGUGGCCCCUGAUGGGAAGCUGGUGUUCAAUUCCAGCCGUACCGUAGUGCACACUGACGGGACACUGGAGAUCCUGAUCAGCACAGUGAAGGAUUCGGGCUCCUUCACCUGCGUGGCCUCCAACCCAUCCGGAGAGGCGCAGCAGACAGUGGAUCUGCUCAUCACCAAACUCCCACACUUCACCAACGACACCAGCCUGGCCCCAGAGCCGGACCCAGGCUCCUCAGACAUCGCCACAUCCGCCAAAACUGCCGACGGAGGGCCCUCAAUAGGCAACACAAAGGGUGGGCAGGAGAAGAGGGUGCUGAUCUCAGAAAUCACCGCAUCUUCAGCUCUCGUCAAGUUCAACUUCCAGAGGAAUAUUCCCGGCAUCCGGAUGUUCCAGGUCCAGUACAACGGCACUUAUGAUGACUCCUUAGUCUACAGAAUGAUUCCUCCGACCAGUAAAAGCAUCACGGUCAACAAUCUAGCGGCAGGCACCAUGUACGACCUGUGCGUUCUGGCCAUCUACGAUGACGCCCUGACCACGCUCACAGCGACCCGCGUGGUGGGCUGCGUGCACUUCUCCACCGACCCGCAGUACAUGCGCUGCCACUUCAUGCAGUCGCAGUUCCUGGGCGGCACCAUCGUGGUCAUCAUCGGUGGCGUGAUCGUGGCGUCCGUGCUGGCUUUCAUUAUCUUCCUCAUCGUGCGAUAUCGAGUCUGCCAGCCGGAUGGCGCUGAGAAAGCGGUGGAGCUGGGCGUCAUUCGCUCGCAGUCCGAGACACUACAGGUCUGUGGUGUCAUCAAGUCCAUGUCCAAGCAGGUUCUAGGACUGGAGCGCGAUGCAUGUCGGAAGGUGUCGCCGCAAAACGAAUCAGCACGAGCUUCAAAACCUGCGUUUCCCGACUGCACCGUCAGCACGUCUGCAGGAACCCACAGCUGGCACCCGGCGUCCCCGAGUCCACUGCGCCACACUCCAGACACACAGAUCAACGUAGAGCCUGAAAACACCAAUAAGAACAACUCGGCUAAAGCACGUCCCGCCGUUCGCGCAUAUUCUACCAUGGUGACUCCGGUUUCUCGGCGAGCUCAGCUACAGAGUCUGCACCACUACCAGACGGUGCCAGUGGGCUGCGUACGGGUCAGCCGACGGCACUCCCUGAACGUAGACUCCUGUAAACAGCCUGCGAAUCUGAGCGCUACGUAUCCCUCCGCCGCGCUGCAGCGCUCCAAACGCAGCUUAUCCAUGAGCGGCGGAGAUAUCCCGCAGAUGGACAGCGGCGGAAACAAGCGCAGCGGGAAAUCCUCACUGUCCCAGUCGGAGUGGGUUCUGGAGAGCACAUUAUAAUGGAGGCUGGUCUUUUCCAGGGGGACGGACGAUGUUUUUUUUAAAGCACAAAUUAAAUACUGUUUCAUGCAUAUAGUAAGAUGAUACUACGACUUGUAUAUUUCUUUGUUUUAUGGAAUACUACUGACACUGCAUACAGACAUGUUACGUUGUGUAAAAUAAAGUGUGAAAACCA
This is a messenger RNA of Danio aesculapii, 2849 nucleotides long. It is a transcript of the gene lrfn5b, whose product is annotated as leucine rich repeat and fibronectin type III domain containing 5b. NCBI's taxonomy places the organism in Eukaryota, Metazoa, Chordata, Actinopteri, Cypriniformes, Danionidae. Gene Ontology annotation, molecular function: protein binding. The coding region runs from base 377 to 2674 and encodes 765 amino acids. The record is from RefSeq and is a predicted model, not a curated record. The transcript has 4 exons.